AUGCACAACUCAUUAUACAGCGGUCCUGAAAGUGACGCUGGUAGUUUACAUGGGUCUUGUAUUAAAAGUAUGACGAUCAGUACCUCAAAUUUGAGACUAUGCUCGGCUGUUUCCAGACCUCGUCUUACCGAUAGCCGGACUCCGCGGUUCACUUCAGUCUGUCCGCGUCACAAUAUAGAUAGGGAUCCAGCCAAAGCGGCAGACUUGCUACCUGCAGAGGACACUGUGUCAAAGCCUUUGAUUAGAGCCAAAAUGCCAGAUCAGCCAGUUUCACCGAUCCCAACCCUACCUGAUCUGCUGUCCAGUAAAUUCAAUCCCUCAGCCAGACAGGUGAAGCGCACUCGGCGGCCUACGAGGCCCGAAAAGCCGAUUUUAUCCCGUCCAUGUAGCCAGGCUUAUCAGAUAAAACAACCUCUAGGAGUCAAAAAUUCUUGCCUUCCGUCCUCUCCUUCCUCGUGCCAAGCUAUCGUGAACACUUUAAACACCACUAAUGCCGUUUCUCUUUAUUCGAAUUUAGUAGACGAUAAAUUUCCAUUUUUGGCCCAAACGUCUAUGUCUAAAGCCGAAUCAAAACGGGCCGAUGUGGUCCCUUGCAUAGUCAUUCCCAGCUCCGAAGUUGACUGCUCUGUAUUGCAAGUCGAUUCGUUAAGUCACAAAGCCAUCUCUUUAUCUUCCUCUUCUCCAUCAUCAUCAUCCUCGGUAUCUUCUUUCACUACUACAACAUCAUUCCGUGGAUUGAACGCUAGCCAGAACACACAACCAUCUGCCUCAUUUCUCGGUAAUCACCAAUCAUUGGAAAAUGAGGCUGUUGAUUCCAGUUAUUUUCCUGCUACUAAGAAUCCGACUCAGUCUCUAAUAGAACCUUCAUCUGGAUCGUCUUCACCUCUGUCAAUAUUUCCCUCAGCUCCUGCCUAUGCUAACCCAUGGAUAAUUGGAACCUCCGACUCCCCAAACGUCACAACGACCUCAGCAUCUUCGUCAUCAUCUUCCUUGCCCUCGCUUAAUCUAUCCUGUGAAACUAAACCAUCUCUUCAACAGCCAUCUAUCACGGCACAUAGUCAGUAUUCUGGACUGGAAAACCACACCAAUCCUCACUCUCGAAGUAGUAGACCGGAUAAAGCUGGUGAACUUGGGGCGAUAGAGCGAGGAAUCGCGAUAACUGCUGAUGGGAUAUCUCAUUGUCUGGGCAAGCAUUUUGUAGAAGCAAAAAGAGCGGUGGAAUCAAUCAGGUGUGCUAGCGAAAUUGACAACCCAGAUAAUGCAAUGAUAGAAGAAAAUAGUUUAAACACCCGAAUUUUUAAUAAACAACUUCAGGAGUCGAAUCAGCAAGAAAAUAAAAUGGAAAAUAAGCACCGAGGCAUCACUAUACUUGAGCUGCUCCGUGAGGAACGUCUAAAGGAGGAGACUUGCCUGAAGGACUUUGAUCACCAUGUAUGUGGAAGUUAG
Molecule: messenger RNA, 1446 nt
Organism: Protopolystoma xenopodis
Lineage: Eukaryota; Metazoa; Platyhelminthes; Monogenea; Polystomatidea; Polystomatidae
Source: the annotation of a GenBank genome assembly